Microthlaspi erraticum is the source of this 447-nucleotide messenger RNA. NCBI's taxonomy places the organism in Eukaryota, Viridiplantae, Streptophyta, Magnoliopsida, Brassicales, Brassicaceae. The record is from the annotation of a GenBank genome assembly.
AUGGGGGAUAGAUGUCAGGUGGAUGGAUCUUGGAAAGAAACGGACCCCCAAGCGGGGCUCGGAUGGUAUAAUUUUAAUAUGGAAACAGGCGAGAAGCUAUUGGGCACAUGUAAUCUGUGGAGGGGAGUUUCUCCCCUUCAAACAGAAGUGGAGGCCCUGUUAUGGGCAAUGCAAUGUAUGCUACGGCAUAACAAGUUAGUAAUGGUGUUUGAGACGAAUUUGUCCGAUGUGGUACAGAUGGUGUCUAAACCAGAGGAGUGGCCAGCUUUUGCAGUACUUUUAGAAGAAAUUGACAGAUGUAAAAGGCGUUUUCUUUCUUUCUCCAUCACGCAUAUACCAAGGACCAACAAUACGAAGGCAGACAAGUUAGCACAGAGUGCUCGAGCUCUACCUACUAGUGUGUAUUAUGUAAACUCUGUUUCCCCAACUUGGAUUUCUGAGUUGUAG